This is a messenger RNA of Monodelphis domestica (gray short-tailed opossum), 11815 nucleotides long. NCBI's taxonomy places the organism in Eukaryota, Metazoa, Chordata, Mammalia, Didelphimorphia, Didelphidae. The record is from RefSeq and is a predicted model, not a curated record.
GGGGAGAAGGGUCUUUGAGCUAAUGUAUCUGAUCAAACCAACAUUGAUGGAGACUCUUUAGAGGGUCCUGACUUAGCAUGACUUUCACAGAGGGUCACCCAUGAUCAGGGCAACUUGAUGUCGUACCCAGUGAUUAAAAUAGCAUCAAUGAAGACAAGAGUAAGAAGGGAUAAAAUUCAGGUUGUAUAUGACCAGGCGGGGCCACACAAUUUGGAUGAAAAUAUCAGACUUAGCUUUCUGGUAACAAACACUAAACUCUACCAAGGGGAAGUAAGAAGCUUUAACAAUCCCCCUCAGGCAGUUUUGCUUAACUGUUAAGAAUGUUGUGGGGGGCGGUUGGUCAGAAGUGUCAGCACUGCCAAAGAAAAAUUUAUCAAUGAAAACGAAUCCAUUUCAUUUUCUUAUCAAGACAAAACAAGAAAUAGGGGAGAGCGAGCCCUACUUUGGAGCUAGCCCAGGAUUUUAAUAGCUGCUCUAUAAAAUUGGGACUAUGAAGCAGAGAGCCUGAUGGUAAACACAGCGAAAGAGGUGAAGAGGAAACCUUGGAGAAGACCCCAAUGGAGAAGGAACAGUAGGCACAGCCCUUCCUUGUCUGCCAAGCACACGAGGCCUCCUGUAAUCUACCCUUCCCAGGAAGACCCAAGAGGAAAUGAAGAUGCAAAUCUUUGUCCCCUCUCAAUGUUAAAAGAGCUGUUUAGGAACAGAUCUCAUGCUACAGAGGCACGGGUAGUACAGGCAGUAUCACUGACUCCAAAGGAAGGAGCCUGAACUGGGUGUUUGUCUAGAUCUUCCAUUAGGCAUCUGUGUGACAGUGGGCGGCGGCGGCGGCGGCGGCGGCGGCAGAAUCCAACCUGCUCAUUCCUGCAGCGAGAGAGAGAGAGAGAAGAGGGAGAGGAGGAGAGAGGGAGGGAGAGAGGAGGGAGUCUGUCUGCAAAGUGCUGCUCCCUGGUGCUCAGAGGCGGCUGCUCCAUCUCCAACUCUCAUUCAUUUCUCCGGUUAACAUGAGAGAUCAUGGCCGCCUUCGGGCUUCUCAGUUAUGAGCAGAGACCUCUGAAACGACCCCGGCUCGGGCCGCCUGACGUCUACCCCCAGGACCCGAAGCAGAAGGAGGAUGAACUCACUGCAGUGAACGUAAAGCAAGGCUUCAAUAACCAACCAGCUUUCUCUGGUGAUGAGCAUGGCUCUGCCAAGAAUAUUGUCAUUAACCCAUCCAAGAUUGGAGCUUAUUUUAGCAGCAUAUUAGCAGAAAAACUGAAGCUAAAUACUUUCCAGGACACAGGAAAGAAGAAACCACAAGUUAAUGCUAAAGAUAAUUAUUGGCUGGUGACCGCCCGAUCUCAGAGUGCAAUUCACAAUUGGUUCUCUGAUUUAGCAGGAAAUAAACCACUCACUAAUUUAGCAAAAAAGGUUCCUAUCCUCAGCAAAAAAGAGGAUGUUUUUGCAUAUUUAGCAAAAUAUUCAGUGCCAUUGCUUCGGGCAGCAUGGCUGAUCAAGAUGACGUGUGCCUACUAUUCUGCAAUUUCUGAGGCUAAGAUUAAGAAGCGUCAGACAACUGAUCCCAAUAUGGAAUGGACCCAAAUCUCUACAAGAUACCUUCGGGAACAACUGGCAAAGAUUGCAGAUUUUUAUCACCUGGCUUCAGCCCCAGGCAAUGGCUCCAUGGCCAUGCCUCAAGAGGUGGAACAAGCUCUGAAGCAAUGGGAGUACAAUGAGAAAUUGGCAUUCUAUAUGUUCCAGGAAGGAAUGCUUGAACGGCAUGAAUAUUACUGGAUCCUGGAUGUUCUGGAAAAAAUCACAGUGGAUGAUGACCUCCUCAAACUACUACUACCACUGAUGCUGCAGUAUUCAGAAGAGUUUGUUCAGUCCGCUUACCUGUCUCGUCGUCUUGCCUACUUCUGUGCCCGACGCCUGUCUCUCCUGCUGAACGAUAGUCCCAAUCUCCUAGCUGCACAUUCACCACACAUGAUGAUUGCCAGCAAUCCAAGCCUAUCAGCAUCAAGCCCAGCUGCACCUGGGCCAGUAAUGAGCCCAGUCCAGAUGGCUGGUUCAGACUUCCUUUCCUGCCCACAGCAUCGUCCACUAGUUUAUGGACUCAGUUGCAUGCUUCAGACUGUAACUCUUUGUUGCCCAAGUGCCUUGGUGUGGAAUUAUUCCACAAAUGAAAAUAAAAGCGUUAACCCAGGCUCUCCUUUGGAUCUGCUUCAAGUUGCUCCCUCCAGUUUACCUAUGCCAGGUGGGAAUUCGGCAUUUAAUCAACAGGUUCGGGCAAAGAUCUAUGAGGUGGAACAGCAGAUAAAACGUCGGGGCCGGGCUGUGGAGGUUCGGUGGUCUUUUGACAAGUGCCAGGAAUCAACAGCAGGGGUCACCAUCAGUAGAGUCUUGCAUACCCUGGAAGUCUUAGAUCGGCAUUGUUUUGACAGAUCUGACUCCAGCAAUUCAAUGGAGACCCUUUAUCAUAAAAUUUUCUGGGCCAACCAGAACAAAGACAACCAAGAGGUGGCUCCAAAUGAUGAAGCAGUGGUGACUUUGCUGUGCGAGUGGGCCGUGAGCUGUAAAAGGUCUGGAAAACACCGAGCUAUGGCCGUGGCCAAACUUUUGGAGAAGAGGCAGGCUGAAAUUGAGGCAGAACGAUGCGGUGAAUCAGAAGUCUUGGAUGAGAAGGAAUCUCUUUCUUCUGCCUCCCUUGCUGGGUCCAGCCUGCCUGUCUUUCAGAACGUCCUGCUUAGAUUUUUAGAUACACAAGCUCCCUCACUGUCUGACCCAAACAGUGAAUAUGAAAAGAUAGAAUUUGUGAAUCUGGUGCUGCUAUUUUGUGAGUUUAUCCGGCAUGAUGUUUUCUCCCAUGAUGCGUACAUGUGCACGUUAAUAUCCCGAGGGGAUUUGUCAAUAAGUGCCACAACUCGACCACGGUCGCCACCUGGGGAGAAUCUGGAUGAACAUUAUUCAAAGGACAAUGAUGUGAAAUUAGAGAUUUUUUCUCCUAUGCCUGGAGAAUCCUGUGAGAAUGCCAACUCUUCCUUAGACAGAAGAAUUUCAGUUAAUAGCGAGAAGAUGGUGAAGAGAGAAAAACAGAGGGAAUUAAUAUUUCCAUCCAAUUACGACCUCCUUCGGCACCUGCAAUAUGCCACACAUUUUCCUAUACCUCUGGAUGAAUCCUCGAGUCAUGAAUGUAACCAGCGGACGAUUCUGCUUUACGGGGUCGGGAAAGAGCGAGAUGAGGCCAGGCAUCAGCUGAAGAAGAUUACCAAAGAUAUCCUGAAAAUCCUGAAUAAGAAGAGCACAACAGAAUGUGGGGUUGAUGAUGAAGGACAAAAAGCCAGGAAGAGCAAACAAGAGACCUUUCCAACGCUGGAGACAGUGUUCACAAAACUACAACUCCUCUCGUAUUUUGACCAACAUCAAGUCACAUCUCAGAUUUCUAGCAAUGUACUAGAACAGAUAACCAGCUUUGCUUCAGGAACGUCCUACCAUCUUCCCUUGGCUCACCAUAUUCAACUUAUCUUUGAUCUUAUGGAGCCUGCUUUGAACAUCAAUGGACUUAUUGACUUUGCAAUACAGCUGCUCAAUGAGUUGAGUGUGGUCGAGGCAGAAUUGCUUCUGAAGUCCUCCAGCUUGGCAGGAAGUUACACAACAGGCUUGUGCGUGUGCAUUGUGGCUGUGCUGAGGCGCUACCAUGCCUGCCUCAUCCUGAAUCCAGACCAGACUGCCCAAGUGUUUGAGGGGUUGUGUGGUGUUGUAAAGCAUGUGGUCAACCCAUCAGAAUGUUCCUCCCCAGAAAGAUGCAUCUUAGCCUACCUCUAUGAUCUCUAUGUGUCAUGUAGCCAUCUAAGAAGUAAAUUUGGAGACCUCUUCAGUAGUGCCUGUUCAAAAGUAAAGCAAACUAUCUACAGUAAUGUGCAGCCUUCAAACUCCAACUUAUUGUGGGACCCUGAAUUUAUGUUGGAUUUUAUCGAGAACCCCUCUGCUCACAAUGUCAAUUAUUCCAUGCUUGGCAAGAUACUCAGUGACAAUGCGGCUAACCGCUAUAGCUUCGUGUGUAAUGCACUCAUGAAUGUAUGUAUGGGGCAUCAGGAUGCGGAGAGAAUUAAUGACAUUGCCAACCUUUGUGCUGAGCUGACGGCUUGCUGUACUGUUCUCAGUUCUGAAUGGUUAGGCGUCCUCAAGGCCCUUUGCUGCUCUUCUAAUCAUGUUUGGGGCUUCAAUGAUCUACUUUGCAGUGUAGAUGUCAGUGACCUCUCAUUCCAUGAUUCACUGGCCACCUUCAUUGCAAUUCUGAUAGCCCGGCAAUGUUUUUCCCUCGAGGAUGUCGUCCAGCAUGUGGCACUUCCUUCUCUGUUAGCAGCAGCUUGUGGAGAUCCGGAUGCUGAACCUGGAGCGAGAAUGACAUGCCGACUCCUUCUUCAUCUCUUCCGAACCCCGCAGGUCUGUUUGUUACCUCAAGCGACAGGGAAGCCUUUCCCUGGAAUUCGUUCUUCCUGUGAUCGCCACCUUUUAGCUGCCGCUCACAACAGUAUAGAAGUGGGAGCUGUCUUUGCUGUCUUAAAAGCAAUUCUCAUGCUUGGAGAUGCUGAAAUUGGUAGCAACAGUAAUGCCAAUGCCUUAAAAAGUGAGGACUUCACUAUGAGGGGCUUAUUGGAUGACAUGAAUGAUGAUGAUAUUUGGAAUGCGUCACAGUCCAUGAAACCAUGUGGCAAAGCGGUUUCCAUAGAAACCGCCAGCUUGAGCGAAUAUGCUAGAUAUGUCCUACGAACUAUCUGCCAGCAGGAAUGGGUUGGAGAACAUUGUCUGAAAGAACCCGAGAGAUUAUGUACAGACAAAGACCUGAUAUUGGAUCCUGUUCUUUCACAUAAGCAAGCUCAGAAAUUGCUGCAACUGAUCUGUUACCCUCACGGCGUCAAAGAGUGCACAGAGGGUGACGACCUCCAAAGGCAGCACAUCAAGCGCAUCCUUCAGAAUCUAGACCAAUGGACUCUCAGACAGUCCUGGCUGGAACUCCAGUUAAUGAUCAAACAAUGCAUGAAGGAGCCUGGUUCUGGGUCUAUGACUGAAAUGAACUGCUUGUUGGAUAAUAUUGCAAAGACGACAAUAGAGGUGUUUCAGCAAUCCGCUGAUUUAAACAAUAACUCUUCUAACUCUGGUAUAGGCCUCUUCCACCCAAAUGCUAUUGGAAAUGGCGACACAAGUAACACAAGGCAGAAUGGUAAAAAGACAUUCCUAAGUUCUUCUGAACGCAGAGGUGUGUGGCUGGUGGCACCCCUCAUUGCAAAGCUACCCACUUCCGUUCAAGGUAGGGUGCUAAAAGCUGCUGGGGAAGAACUGGAGAAAGGACAGCACUUGGGAUCCUCCUCAAAGAAGGAAAGAGAUAGACAAAAGCAAAAGAGUAUGUCUCUCUUAAGUCAGCAACCUUUCCUUUCAUUGGUCCUUACCUGCCUUAAGGGACAAGAUGAGCAACGGGAAGGCCUCCUAACAUCCUUGCAAAACCAAGUUAAUCAGAUUUUAAGUAACUGGAGAGAAGAACGUUACCAGGAUGACGUUAAAGCAAGGCAAAUGAUGCAUGAGGCAUUGCAGCUCCGUCUUAAUUUGGUAGGAGGAAUGUUUGACACUGUGCAGAGAAGUACCCAGUGGACUACAGACUGGGCUCUUCUGCUCCUUCAGAUAAUUACUUCAGGAACUGUUGACAUGCAGACUAACAAUGAAUUAUUCACCACGGUUCUUGACAUGCUGGGUGUACUGAUCAAUGGAACCCUAGCCUCGGACCUGUCCAGCUCCUCCCAGGGUGGAGCCGAAGAAAACAAGAGAGCGUACAUGAAUCUGGUGAAGAAGUUGAACAAAGAGCUGGGGGACAAACGGUCAGAGAGUAUCGACAAAGUUCGCCAGCUGCUGCCUUUGCCCAAGCAGACCUGUGAUGUCAUCACCUGCGAGCCAAUGGGAUCCUUAAUUGAUACGAAGGGCAACAAAAUCGCAGGAUUUGACUCCAUAGAUAAGAAACAGGGUCUCCAGGUGUCCACAAAACAGAAAGUAUCCCCAUGGGACCUAUUUGAAGGUCACAAAAAUCCAGCUCCCCUCUCUUGGGCCUGGUUUGGGACUGUUCGAGUGGACCGAAAGGUGAUCAAGUAUGAGGAACAACACCAUCUUCUCCUCUACCACACCCAUCCUACCCCCAAACCCAGAAGCUACUACCUCGAGCCUCUGCCUCUGCCCCCUGAGGAGGAAGAGGAAGAGCCAACCACACCAGUCUCUCAGGAACCAGAAAGAAAAUCAGCUGAGCUGUCUGAUCAGGGGAAAACAGCAGCAGCAGAUGAGGAAAAAAAAACAAAAGGGAGGAAGCGAAAGACUAAAUCAAAUUCAAGAGUUGAUGAGUACCCACAGAACAACAUCUACCGAGUGCCUCCCAAUUACUCACCAAUUUCCUCCCAAAUGAUGCACCACCCUCAGUCAGCAUUGUGGGGCUAUAACAUUAUGGGACAACCGCAACAGCCUGGCUUCUUCCUGCAGAAUCAGUCACUUGCUCCAGGCGGCUCUCGGCUGGAUCCCACGGGCUCAUUUGUCCCCACCAACACAAAGCAAGCCCUCUCCAACAUGUUGCAGAGGCGUUCGGGUACCAUGAUGCAGCCUCCCUCCAUCCAUGCCAUCACAUCCCAGCAGCAGCUGAUACAGAUGAAGCUCAUGCAGCAGCAGCAACAGCAGCAGCAGCAGCAACAGCAGCGGCUCCUCAGACAACAAGCCCAAACGAGACCUUUCCAACAGGACUUCUGUAACUCUGCUGUGCCCCUUCAGGAUGGCUUUGACAACAUAAUGGGCCAGCCCCUAGACCAGGCUGCUAUUUUUGCUCCACAAGUACGACCCUCUUCCCAGCUUCCUCAAUAUUCAGGGUUGCAACAGGCACAGGCGAUGCCCCACGGCUAUACCAUGUACAGUACUCAGAUGCCUCUCCAGCCGCAGCAGCAGGCUGGCGGGGUGGUCCUUUCCCCCGGCUACAACCCGAGGACCUACCCAGCCACGCAUUCCAAUCCGGCUCUCAUGGAGAGGCUUCGGCAGAUGCAACAGCAGCCUCCCAGCGGGUACAUCCAGCAGCAGGCUGCCGCCGCCGCCUACCUCCAGCCGAUGCCGGGCUCUCAGAGACUGACUCAUCAACCCUUACAACAAAGUCCUUUGGUUGGCGGGGGACUGGACGCUGUCCUGAGCACUACACCCCAUCCAAACCUCAAUUCUGUGCCACUGCCCCAGGACCAGAUGAGGCAGAGACAGCAGCAAAUCAGACAACAGAGGCUCCUUCAGCAGCAGCAGCCCCAACAACAGCAGCAACAGCCUCAACAGCAACAACAGCAGCCACAGACACAGCAGCAACAACAGCAGCAGCAGCAACAGCAGCAGCCCCAGGGUCAACAGGCACUGGGACUCCAAGCAAUGCAGGCUCAACAACCUUUGUUCCCCAGGCAAGGCUUACAGCAAACACAGCAACAACAACAGACAGCAGCUUUAGUCCGACAACUCCAGAAGCAGCUUUCUAGUAAUCAGCCACAACAAGGAGUAACUCCAUAUGGGCAUCCUUCACACUUCUAAAAUGUAGCUGAAGAAAUGCACCUGGUUUGAUGUUUGCACUGAAGAAUAGCAAAUCAAAUCCAAUGCACUAGUUAUCCUUAGAAAUUUUCCAUUUUUUUCCAUGGUUUCUUUUAAGUUUGCCUCCAUUUAAAACAAAGAAAACAAUUUUUUUUUUGCUACAUUUCAAGAGAAACUAUCAGAAAGCGGCAAGAAGUUUUGUUUUUGCUUUGUUGUACUCAGCUUUAAAGUUGGUUUCCAAGUUUGCUUCAUCUGGGCAAACUUCCAAGAAGAGUUCCGUGGGGAAGCAUUCAAAAUUGGUGCUUUUCUGAAUCUUUGCAUUUUACAAAGAAUGGAGAAUGCUGGAUCUUCUAUUAUCAUUUAGUAGCGGCAAAGCAUUUGGGGAGGAACUGUGCUGGCCAGACUGCUCAGUGGAAAGAUUUUGAGAUGAAGGUUGACUUACUCAUUAAGUGCUCACCUCUCAGAAGAUCCUUUAAGAGUAAAAAAGACACGUCUUUGAGACCUUUUCAUUUUAAAUAUUGGUAAUUUCAUAAGCACUUUAUAAACUCUUUUGUUGUGAUUCAAUGACAGGAUUUUUUUUCUCUCGCUUUCCUUGUGGUCAGAAGGUGCUGAAACAGUUUUUGCUUAUAUUUAAACUUCCUGGGAGUUAUUGCAAAGCUGCAGGCUGAGGUUCUUUAGCCUCAUUAGCAGUAUGUUCAUAAAUUGCUUUCAAUGGGAAUGCCCUUGCUGGGGCAGGGAGCUUUAGAAAUGGACGAAGUGUCAUUUCUAAAGACCUGCAUUUACUGUAGUGGAUCACUUUCAUUUCGUGCCCAAACCGGCACCGUGACUCUCCAGGUUCUUCUCUUCAGAGCCUUUUUGCCAGCCUAACAAAAGUCCUCAUUCCCAUUCUAGGCAAGUUCUUUAAAGCUGUUCUGAGAUUUGGUAGUCCUCAGGCUUGGCUCAGUUUCCCUGGAAUCUGGCCCUAAAGCCCCCAAAGCUAUCCCUCUCAUAAGAUAGACUUGGCUUUUUCUUUUGUAUGGUAAGUAUUUGCUCUUUUGAAUUUAAUUAUUAUCGUUAGUGUCAGUCCUGGUUGUGUAUUGCCUAUACUGUAUUUAUAAAUUGGUGCAACAAAAGCACAAUUAAAUUAUACAUCAGAUUUAUUAUAAAGAAAUAAUAACUAUUUUAACUUUGUUCAAGUAUGUGGUAAUUUGCUCAUAUUAGAGUAAAAAUUACGGUAAAUGAUUAUCAGUUUGUGUAACUUAAGAGUAUUCCAUAUAAUAUUUUUUUAGAAUUAGAUGCACAAAUUUUGAAUGUGAAAAUUGCAGGGCAUUUAAAAAAAAACAUAUGGGGAUAUUUUCCUCAGACUGUAUUCAUUCAUUUUUUUCCUUUUGCCAUAUGAUUUUACAUGUAUAAUAGUCAAACAAACUGUGAAUAGAUGUCUAUACUGAGCAAACUGCGUAGAGCGGCAUUUUCCCAUGAAUGCCACUAAUUCCACAGUAGGUGGUGAUUUUGUUUUGAAAUGCAUUCUCUAGGUGAUUUGUAUUUUCUGUGGUGAGUGACUCAUUGCACAUUUUGACAAAUGCAAACAGCCUCCGACUCACAUCUGCUUACUUUUGCCGUGGUAACAUUCAUGUGGACUGCUUUGUACACUGUGAAAAUAUUCCAUUCUGGCCCGCGUGUUCUCAGUUUACUCUGGGCUGGAGAAGACUUUGCCAAAACAUUAAGACCAUUGUCAUCCCUGAAUUAAUCGUUCGUGUUUCUUUUCUGAACAUCUAUCUAUAAAACUCAGCUUUUUGUUUCAAAAAUCAUCAUUAAUGUUAGUGAAACUGUUAAAUUAAUAUAUUCUUGUUAUUCAAAUAACAUCACCACAUUGACAAAACGACUGGAAUGUGACUCUCAUGCCUAGUUAGUUGUCUUUUCCUUCCCUCUGCCCUUCAAACCCAAUGGCAUUAAAAAUGCCAUUCUUACGUGUUUGGGGAUUUAUUUUUUUUUUGGCCUCGCUCGAAGAGCAAAUGAUAAUCAGACUCUUUUUAGAAUAAUCGUUACAAUCGCAUAGCAUUUGCAAGCACUUUAUAUUUUGCAGAAGUUAUUUCAAGUAAUUUAUUUAUCGUAACUCACAUGAAAGGCCUGAGAGAAAUUGGUAUGAUUGUGUCCAUUGGAGACUGAGGAAGCCAAAUCAUUGUAGGAUUCCAUCCCUCAUGGACCAAGUGGGAAGUAGGUAGUGAGCUAGGGCUAGGAAUCAGAUUUCCUAAAUAGCGGUUCUAAAAGUUCUAGCGGAACAAAAAGAAAAGAAAGAAAACUCUAACUGAAUAAGCUUCAAGCCCCGCCAUAUUUUCCCCAUUUAAUCUCCAUCCUUAGACUUUUUUUUUUAAAUAAAUGCAACGUUUUGCACUAAAAUGACUGGUGUUUAACCUGAAGUAAGAGCCUGUUAGUAUGUCCAUUGAUGCAUUCUGAUAUUUUGCAUAGUGAGGUAGAGAGAGGAAAUCACCUUAGUUUGGAGAAGAGUCCUCACCUCUUUUCAAAAUAAGACUUCAAAUUCCAAAGGGGUGUAGAACAGUUUCUGAAUGUUUUGAACUUAAAUGACCCUUCCUCUUUGACCAACAUCAGUUCAUUCCAUAUAUAUAUAUCUAUUCGAAUUGUCCUUAACUUGGCAGGAAGUGGAAACGAGUCAUUAUUCAAAAUGGCAUCCCUUGACCCACCAGAGCCAACGUCAGAGUUUAAUAUUAGUCAUCAGACAGCCUCCUGAGAAGGGCAAUUAAAAUGUUGUCAUAUUUAAAACGUGUAAUAGUGGAUACAUGCCAGUGUUUGUGUUUGUAAUGGGCUAAUAGAUAGGGCAUUUAAAACAUAAACCCUGACAUGCAGCCACUAGUAAAUGAGCCAUCCUGUCUAUAUAUUCUCAUGGGAUUGGCAUUUGUUGGUGGGGGGCGGGAGAAGGGGAGAUAAUAAUGCCAUUCUCAACUUAAAUGCCUAGAGACUAUCUGAACAAGCCUCGUAGAACCUUCCUCUUGAUUGGCCCCAUUUUCCUUCCUAAAAAGGAGUCGGGCAUUUUAUGAUAGAGGAUUUAUGCUGGACUCUACUAGCCUCUAGAGUUACAAAGAGGUUAAUGGCCUUUAGCUUCCCUGAGAUAGAUUAAUUCCUAUUGAAUUGUUGGAUCCCUUCAUAUGAAUGCAAUUCAAUGAAUUAGAAAAGAAAGCAUUUCAUUAAAAAGUUGAUUGAAUUCUCUUUCAAUUUGAAAUGCAAUGAAAUUUCAUUUGUAGUAUAAAAGUCCCUCACUUAAUAUUUUCUCAUAAAGAAAUUCUCUAUUUUUUAAAGGCCAUAUAGCUCAUAAUUCAGUGUGGCAUUCUUUGGAGAUACAGGCAGCCUGAUAGAGUGGAUAAUAAAGUCGGGAAGAUGUAGGUUCAACUCCUGUCUCUGACCCCUACUUACGGCUAUGUAAUCAUAGCAAGUCCUUCAACUUUGAUUAGAAGUUAGAGAUGAGUGGCCCAUUCUUAUUGAUGGGGGUAGUUUCCACAGUGGGAGCUGCUGCUUACCAGUGUACUCACUGAUCUGGACCAAAUACACACACACACACACACACACACACACACACACACACACACAAUAAUUUUUCAAAUCAUAGAAAUGUUUCCUUGCAUUUGCAAUAGAUUGGUGGAUUAUAAAACCAGUUCCUUUCCCUUAUUAAUAAGUUCAGGUCCUUUGUAAAUGUGAAAAUCUGACAGCAUUUAUUGUUAAAAUCCAACUAUUAAGAGAUGUUUUAUUCCCUGUCAAAGAAAACUUACAGUGUGGAAGUAUAAUGUGUCAUGAGCAAGACAUUCGACAUUGUCUUCUGUAGGCUUUAACAAAAUAUUUAUAAACAAACGACAAGACAUUUGUACAUCUGGAUGGUAAUUUACCACUCAUGAAAAAAUGAUCUUUUUUGGUUUUCCAUAAUGUAGGUGCCAUGCUUAUAAUGAUACAAGAUGGACACUAGGCAACUGGGGGUAGGGGAGUAGGUCUAUCUUUUACUGAAGAAUUCAGGUACAUUCAAGAUUUCUUAUUUUAUGGGAAAAUAGUUUUAUUGGUCAUUGUUAUUUGUUGGCAAAAUAAAAGUGCCUUAAGUUAAAGUUUGUUUUGAAAUCCAUUUGGUCAUUGAAGAAAUCAGUAGGAGUUUAUCAUGCAAGAUUUUUUUCCAAGUCUUUUUUUUUUGCAUGUCCAUUGUAAAUUUAAUACUGUAAAUGUAUUUAAAAUCAUUUACAUGCCUAUGGCUGCCUUUGAUUAAACUUAUUCCAAAAAUAGA